AUGUUCUCCGCGGCCACCAAGAACUUUGUGAAACAGGUGGGUGACACAGGAAGGCUGAUUCCUGUGCCCAGUCUCAGCGAAGCUGACCGGUAUCAGCCUCUCAGCCUGGUGACCAGGAAGAGGAAGAAGCACUUUUGGAAAAAAAACAAGUAUGGCUCGACCCCAUUCUCACUGAAAGACAUACUUGUGGGAGAAAAGGAGAUCACAGCUGGUGUGUCCUCCUACCAGCUCCUGAACUAUGAGGACAAGUCUGAUGUGGCCCUGAACGGCAGGUUGGGAAACCACCUGCUCAACGACGUGGGCUUCAACAUCACUGGUUCCGACUCAGUGGCCGUUAAGGCCUCCUUUGGAGUAGUGACCAAACACGAGGUGGAGGUGCCCACUCUCCUCAGAGAGCUCAACUCAAGAAAGGUCGACCUUGACCACUGUCUCAUCCGCCAAUCAAAAGACAGUGGGAGAACUGUGCUGUGUGUCGUCAUGGAGAGCAUUCGCACCACGCGCCAGUGUUCUCUUACAGUUCACGCCGGCAUGCGAGGAACCACAAUGAGAUUUCAAAUAGAUGAUGGACGAAAUCCUAAAGGUCGUGAUAAAGCCAUUGUGAUUCCAGCUCACACAACAAUUGCAUUUAGUGUCUUUGAUCUGUAUGUGCGACUUGAUGGACGCCUUGACAUCUGCGUAGCUCCAGAGUCCUGUGGGGGCUUUGAGCAGGGGCAGAUUAGAGAGCAGCUGGGCGGUUUCAUUGGCCGCUUCUCCUUUGGCCGCCUCAGGAGGUUCCUUUCCGGAAUAGUCUACGGAAACCCAUUCAGAGCAGAUGACAGGACAUUUGAGGAGCUGACCCACUCAGACACGUUCCUGGACGACGUGGCCACGGAUUACUACGAGAAGGCCGCCAGCAUGACUGACCUGUCCACGGCUUACCUGCGCGAGAGCAACCACACCCGCGUCAACCUGCUCAAUCAUAACAUCCCCAAGGGUGCCUGCGCCCUGUGCGGGAUGGGCCAGCAGCGGCGCGAGACUGUCUACGGCUGCCUGGAGUGCACCAGCGGCGGGCAGAAGUACGUCCGGCUCCAUGCUGUGCCGUGUUUCGACCUGUGGCACAAGACACUGCGUUGACAAAGGCCAGUGGAGUGGCAGCACUUCACUUCAGAAGGAAAAAAAGUUGGAGGAAGCGUUUGGGUUUUUUUUUUUUUACAUUUUCUCGGCGGAUGUUCUUGCCAAAUUGAAAGGGUCUUAUUAUUGC
This is a messenger RNA of Alosa alosa (allis shad), 1240 nucleotides long. RefSeq names its product pejvakin (gene pjvk). The coding region runs from base 1 to 1113 and encodes 370 amino acids. The transcript is spliced from 6 exons. Gene Ontology annotation, cellular component: cytoplasm. NCBI's taxonomy places the organism in Eukaryota, Metazoa, Chordata, Actinopteri, Clupeiformes, Clupeidae. The record is from RefSeq and is a predicted model, not a curated record. Gene Ontology annotation, biological process: programmed cell death.